AUGUUCCAGCACCUGGACUACAACAACUUGGCCCACCCAAGAUCAACAAUGAGCGAUGGGGACUUGAACGUCGACAACCUCAUCACGCGACUUCUCGAAGUGAGGGGAUGCCGCCCGGGCAAGACCGUCUCGAUGACGGAGAGCGAGAUCAAGGCGCUGUGCAUCAAGUCGAGGGAGAUAUUCCUCUCGCAGCCGAUCCUGCUCGAGCUCGAGGCGCCGCUCAAGAUAUGCGGUGACAUCCACGGCCAGUUCAACGACCUGCUGCGCCUGUUCGAGUAUGGAGGAUUCCCGCCCGAAGCCAACUAUCUCUUCCUCGGCGACUACGUCGAUCGCGGAAAGCAGAGCUUGGAGACAAUCUGUCUGCUCUUGGCCUACAAAGUCAAGUACCCGGAGAACUUCUUCCUGCUGCGCGGCAACCACGAGUGCGCCUCCAUCAACCGCAUCUACGGAUUCUACGACGAGUGCAAGCGGCGCUUCUCGAUAAAGCUGUGGAAGACGUUCACCGACUGUUUCAACUGUUUGCCGAUCGCCGCGCUCAUCGACGAGAAGAUCUUCUGCUGCCACGGAGGGCUGUCGCCCGAUCUGCAGAACAUGGAACAAAUCCGUCGCAUCAUGCGCCCUACCGAUGUCCCGGACACUGGACUUCUUUGUGAUCUGCUGUGGUCGGACCCGGACAAGGACGUACAAGGCUGGGGCGAGAACGACCGUGGCGUCUCCUUCACGUUCGGCCCGGAUGUCGUCGCCAAGUUUCUCAACCGCCACGAUCUCGACCUGAUCUGCCGCGCGCAUCAGGUUGUCGAGGACGGCUACGAGUUCUUCGCGAAACGCCAACUGGUGACGCUCUUCUCGGCCCCGAACUACUGCGGCGAAUUCGACAAUGCGGGCGGCAUGAUGAGCGUCGACGAAACCCUGAUGUGCUCCUUCCAGAUUCUGAAGCCAUCAGAGAAGAAGGGCAAAUAUCCGUACCCACCAACGAACCCUAACCGGCCGGGCACCGUCGCGUCGGGCAAAAAGAAA
This is a messenger RNA of Mesorhabditis spiculigera, 1017 nucleotides long. The record is from the annotation of a GenBank genome assembly. Lineage: Eukaryota; Metazoa; Nematoda; Chromadorea; Rhabditida; Rhabditidae.